This is a messenger RNA of Penicillium brasilianum, 663 nucleotides long. The record is from the annotation of a GenBank genome assembly. Lineage: Eukaryota; Fungi; Ascomycota; Eurotiomycetes; Eurotiales; Aspergillaceae.
CCAAAGGCACGCAGCAAAGCGAUGGCUUCUGAACCAGUACAACCAGCCGAUCCGGUUCUGGCACAGCCAUGGGAAAAGAAUUAUAAAGUCGUGGAGGUUGAUGACGUUUGUACAGUUAAGAAGCUGUAUCUGAAGACCUCGCCACUUUCAAUUUCAUGGACGCAUGGACUGUCUGAAUCGACUGAGAGCUAUUAUCAGCUUGCAGCUAUCAAUACUUCCAAAGAGAAUGGCAAAUUCUACCUUUUUGUUGCCAAUAGCAAGAUCUCCGCGUUCGAGGAACUUAAUACCACCAAGGAAUCUGCCGAUGUGAUUACUUUUAAAGUCACCAAAGACUUCCGAUAUGGCCAGAAGGAAGAAAUUUCCAAGGAAGAAAAUCCCAAGGACAAGGGCAAGAACGUACCCGUGAACCGAUUUCUGGUGUAUCAACUGAACGACAGUAACCAUGAUAAGAUCUUUCAGCGCCGUUUCGUUAAAGCAUCAUGGGAGAAGUGGCGGAACAUGUUGAGCGGCUUUAUGGAGGGAGUUCCGAGUGUGAAGGAGGGUUAUGCAUUCCUCGACAGCACGCUCGGUAAAUACGUCGGUGACAAGCUGGAAAAGUUCAAGUAGCCUUUUCGCUAGGGGUUGGAAAGUAACCCGCAUCGGUAAACAGGAUAUUGAUCCAGC